Messenger RNA from Olea europaea var. sylvestris, 639 nucleotides. RefSeq lists its product as uncharacterized. NCBI's taxonomy places the organism in Eukaryota, Viridiplantae, Streptophyta, Magnoliopsida, Lamiales, Oleaceae. The record is from RefSeq and is a predicted model, not a curated record. The transcript has 5 exons. The coding region runs from base 1 to 639 and encodes 212 amino acids.
AUGGAAUUCAGUUUAUCUCAUAUAAUAGUAUCUCGUGAAUCUGAUUCAACCAGUGAUAGGGAAAAUUUAGUGAAAGAACUGCUUAUUAAUGAAGAAGACUGGGAUGACAGCACUGUAAGUAAUGUUAUAUCAAAAAUGAGAAUUCAAAACAAGCUAGAAGCAGCAACAAGGCGCGAGAAGGCUCUGGCUUAUGCUUUUUCACAACAGUUAAGAAUCUGCUCGAAGAGAAAACAAAUCAAAUCCAACAGUAACGAAACCGGCUUGGGCUGGAGCUGGCUAGAACGAUGGAUGGUGACUCGUCUGCUAGAAAGUACCAUGACGGAAGACCAAAUGUACAAGCAAAUUGAGGCAGUUAGUGGUCACCAAACAAACGGGAUGAGGAAGAGAUUGCUUGAUGUAGCAAUGGAAGAGAAGGAGAGUUGUGGAUCUAACGAUGUCUCUCUACGCAUUGAAGUCAGAUCUGUAGCUGCGCCCAAGGAUAUCCCAAGGCCUACCAAGAAUAGGAUUAAGACAACGAGGAAAAUCUCCAAACGAGAUGCAGCAUCUAGCUACCUCUGUCCAAGAGAAUCAAAGGAUAGCAAGAAAGUAUGUCAACUUGUGGAUGGAAAAGAUAAGAUGAAAAGGCCAAAGCAGACAUGA